This is a messenger RNA of Exophiala oligosperma, 1238 nucleotides long. RefSeq lists its product as uncharacterized. The transcript has a single exon. The record is from RefSeq and is a predicted model, not a curated record. Bases 1 to 999 code for a protein of 332 amino acids. Lineage: Eukaryota; Fungi; Ascomycota; Eurotiomycetes; Chaetothyriales; Herpotrichiellaceae.
AUGCCAGGGAAAUCGCGUCAACAACGUCCAGAGACUGAUCAUGUCUCGACCGAAACCCCUCGAGUCGUGACACCAACGUCUCUGAAUAUCUCACUCACCGAGCCCGAAAGAAGCAAUGCCUUCCUCAAACAUCAGUCACUAGAUGCGUACGUAAAUCGCAUCAUUUGUUCAGAGUGGUGUAUUUUACAUCAUGAUCCAGCGCAUGAUACCGAUGACAGGGUCUGUGAAGUGUUGAAGACGGGAAGAUACCAACUCGGAUCCACACAAGAUCUCAUGGAGCGUCCGGGGCUCAUAUGGCGUGAACUCGUCACUGACAAGGAAGUCCACCAACUACUCAGACCUGGCCCUCAAUUCUUGGACACUAGAAUCGUGAUGGCACACAUUUUGAAACUCGACGAGAUCGUUCAGGCCUAUAGACGAUUUAUCGACAAACGAGACCAGCUUGGGUUACUGGCGCGCCAAGUGGUGAAAGAUGAACUCAAGGACGGCGGUCUAGCCAGAUGGGAUAUUCUUAUGAGGACUUGCGCGAGCCAUUCUCAUUCCAUCUUCGAGUACCUCACGAGACACGUCGAGCGACUGGAAGACGAUUGGAUCGUAAAACCAUUGACAGCUCGGAUGCAACUACAUUAUUCUCACCCGGGAGGCACAUUUUACACCCGUCGAGAAAUGGUGGCUUUUGCGAGAGUGGUCAAUGAAAAAUGGAUGAUGAUAGACCAGGCCCGGCUAUCGCACGAUCUGAAGAACGCAGAGUACUUGGCCCAACUGAACGCCGAUGUUCGUGAACGUCUAUCUCACGCCACGACCAAGUUCCUCAAACAUCGUCCCGAGGUUCUCCGUUCGGAGUUGCUGACAUCAUGUUUCCGACUCCCGUACAACUGCGUUAUCAAGUCUUCACUUUCAGUUGCUUCGUCCAAGGGGGCCAUUCCAGUAUUCACGUGGCCAGACGUCGAGGAACAACGGAGAAAGUUGAGUCUCGCUUGGCGGCAAGAAAAUUUGUGAGACGAGGAAUCGGAUUCCUUGAGGGUAGAUGGAAAUGUUGAGACACGGAUGCGAUUUGGCAGGGGCGCAGGAAGCCAGAAACUGGCUACUGAGGUGAUCUUCUAGGCUGGCGGUUUGCGGCGUUGAUUCUGGUUCAAGUAAGAACUAUGGCAAAGGGUCAAUACGUGGCUCGGUUGGACAAAGGACGAGAUCAGACAUUGUCGAGACUUCGAUCAAUUUCAUGCUUCUGCUACGCUCAA